AUGACCUCGCUGGGAUUCCCCAUUCCCAAACCUGACCUGAUCACCCAGCUGGAAAGAGAGGAAGAGCCGUGGGUCCCAGAUCUCCAAGCCACCAAGGAAAGAGAGAGCCCAAGAAGCACCCGCACAGGUGAUAGGACAGUGAGUGAGAACAAGGAGGAGAAUCAGCAGCAGGAAGGUCCUGAGCAAGUGGAACUGCAGGAGAGGUUUUUGAGAAGAGCUGAAGGGAAUUUUUCGCAGCGCUUGGAGCAGGGAAAUGCCUGGGGAGAUCGACACAGAUCAGAGAUGCAGCUGGGAAACUAUCCCAGAAAGAAACUGAACAAAUCAAUUCAACAUGGCAGAGGAUGCAAGGAUCCGAAGGAAACCACAGUCCAGCAGACAAGUCACAAUGAAGAGAAACCCUGCAAAUGCCUUGACUGUGGGAAAAGAUUCCGUUUCAGUGGAAACAUUCUUACACAUCAGAAAACCGAGACAGGAGAGAAGCCUUAUAAAUGCUUGGACUCUGGAAAAAUCUUAAUUCAGAAGUCACCAUUUAUUAUACACCAGAGAGUGCACACAGGAGAGAGACCUUUUAAAUGCUGUGAGUGUGGGAACAGUUUUAGUCAGAGUGCAACGCUUAUUACACAUCAGCGUACCCACACAGGAGAGAGACCUUAUAAAUGCCUUGAGUGUGGGAAAGGUUUUAGUCAGAGUGCAACACUUAUUGCACAUGAGAGAACACACACUGGAGAGAGACCCUAUGAAUGCCAUGAGUGUGGGAAAGGUUUUAUCGCAAGUUCAGCCCUUACUAAUCAUAGGAGAAUCCACACAGGAGAAAAACCCUAUAAAUGCCCUGAGUGUGGGACAAAGCUGGACACGAUACUCGGCGGCGACCCAACCUCCACUGCAGAGACCACCGUGGAUAUUUUGGCAGCUCAGGGGAUAGUCAAGAGUGGACUGAGCCAGGAGAAAAUCACGGACGGGGAUGUGGUGCAGGAGGGGGACCCAGAAGCAGAGGACGACUUGGUGUUCACAGUUGCAUGA
Messenger RNA from Gopherus flavomarginatus (Mexican gopher tortoise), 1020 nucleotides. RefSeq names its product zinc finger protein 34-like. NCBI's taxonomy places the organism in Eukaryota, Metazoa, Chordata, Testudines, Testudinidae. Bases 1 to 1020 code for a protein of 339 amino acids. The record is from RefSeq and is a predicted model, not a curated record. Gene Ontology annotation, biological process: regulation of DNA-templated transcription. The transcript has 4 exons.